Messenger RNA from Sungouiella intermedia, 399 nucleotides. Lineage: Eukaryota; Fungi; Ascomycota; Pichiomycetes; Serinales; Metschnikowiaceae. The record is from the annotation of a GenBank genome assembly.
AUGAUCUACUUGAAGUCCCUCCUUAACGUGAUUGAUAACUCGGGCGCCCAGGUGGCCGAGUGCAUCAAGGUUCUUCGCCAUGGUCCGCGCAACUUCGCUAGAGUCGGCGACGAAAUCACCGUCGUCAUCAAGCAGGCCAGACCGUUGAACUCCGAAAUCACAGGCCAGAGUGCCAACAACAGAGUCAAGAGAAGAGAUAUUUGCCGUGCCAUUGUGGUGAGAACGAAAGCUCCUUUCAGACGGCCUGACGGCUCUACCAUCCGUUUCGACGAUAAUGCAUGUGUGUUGAUCAACAAGAACGGUGAUCCAUUGGGCACCAGAGUGUCAUCAGUGGUGGCCAAGGAGUUGAAGGACUUGCAGUAUAACAAGAUUGUGUCGUUGGCACCCAAGGUAUUUUAG